AUGCAACAUGCUAGACUAACGAGCUCGUCAACCAAUAACUCAAAUACCAACAAUUCACAAGCUACGCAAUCCAAUUUGCUUCUGGGCCGCAUGAGUGCCAACCAAUCAAGUAUAACAGUGGGCUUGAAACGUGCCGUACCAGCCAACCAACUACUGAUCAAUAAAUCAUCUGGAGCGUCAAUAACAGUGAGUCGACAGAAUAAUCAUAAUAUUGAGCCAGCAAAACGGCAUGAUCUUGCUUUAAAGAGGAUAGGCAGCAACACCGAAGAACCCAAGGCAGUGAUUCAAUUGAAUCUUUGGUUUCAUGAGCUUCGUACAACACAUGAGGAUAUACUACUUGAUUCCAAUACGUUUCCUGGUGGCGUUGCACCUGGCCAGGUAUAUGAACUACAGAGCAUCGAGUCAAAUGCACCUAAGAAACUAGUGUUUAAAUUAGGUCCAAGAAAUAUACGAGAGCACCAAGAAACGCCUGAAUUGAAACCCUUAGACUCCAGACUGAAACAACCACAACAACAACAGCAAUCGCAAUCGCAAUCGCACUCACAAAUAUCAUUACAAUCAAAUCCAUUCCAGAGGUUACUAGAUAUAGCUCCGAGAAGUGCGGUACAAGUACGACGUGUUACCAAUUUGGAUGCAGUUGUUGUCGACUCCAUGGAAAUAUUCAUUAAGGAUGUAAACUUGUCAAGAGAUGCUAUGUGGCAAUUUUCAUCUUCAUUGGUUGGUAACUGCUGCUACACCGACCAAAGGCUUUCUUUUCUUAAUAACAGAACCGGAACCGUGCGAUACAUGUACAAAAACGGCAAGAAGGUGUUCUCCGGCUACAUCAACAAAGAAACAAAGAUCAUUUAUAGAAGCAAAAGCGCCAAACUUACAGUGCUUAUCCAGCUAUCACGAGAAAUGUGGAACUUUGAAGAGAAUGGGGAGAUCAUGUUUCAUAAGUUGGUAAACAAUUUGUUCCCAAAGAUUUUUCGACGUUGGCGAGACAAGGGAACCCAUCACUCAAUAACAAUCGUAUUGUUCACCAGCGUGGAUCUCACGAAUGUUCCAUGGACAAACCUUCUACCUGGUGAACGCCCGUCCCAACGCCGCGACUAUUUUAGAGUCGUCGUGGACCAAGUUAAUAUUGUCCAUUGGGACCGUAUCAUGGCAAAUUUGAGACUCGAAUUUGCAAAUUUUAAACGUGAUUGUAUGCUAAACCAUGGACAAGAUUCCAACUAUGUUUUGGAGGGACAAAUGUUGCCCUCGGUCAAGGGAAACGCCCUCGAAGCUGUAAAUGUUGGGUUGGUCCUGUUAAGUGACCGGUUUAGAAAUACAGAUCUAAAGCAUUCACUUAAUCAUUUUAUACUAAUCACACCCGGUACAGGUUUGUUUGACGUUGAUUACAACUUACUCCUCGAGACAAGUAAGAAAAUGUCGAGUAUAGACUCUAGCCUUGAUAUUGUGUGCUUGAGUCAGCCACCUUUACAUGUAACACCAUUAUUCCGAUUUAUCAGGGAUGGAAAAGUUAGCUAUUGUGUGCCUAUAUGGUGUGAUAUCUCUUUUUUCAAGGAGAAACUGGAUGGGGUUUCGCAAUGGAUCCCAAGAUGCAAGAUUUACGAAUUGCAAAUGAUGGGCGUUAUGGAAAAUGAGGCCAGCGAUGCACGUAUAUCACGAUUAUAUUUGAAAUCACAUGGUGAUUCAUUGAUUGAUUCGAUGGAAAAAUAUGAUGAGUCGAUUUUUCUGCCUAUUCAGAGGAAGAAAGAAGCGCCAAAUUUGGAGUUCAAUAUCCCCGAACCAAAGUUCAAGGCACCAUCUGUAAGAGAUUCAAAGGCGACGCUAUCCUUAAUAUUCAAUGACAAAACUUCAUUACUUCCAGCAAAUAACUUGACAACUAACUCGGCUGCAGUAGGGACCGUGGCUCACCCCAUCGGUGAAAUUUCUGCAUUAUCAAGAUUAUACAAUAUCAACAAGUACAGUGAAGAAAAGGCACCAACAUCAACACCAUCACCAGCAUCACUGUUGAAAAGUGUUCCAAGGUCAAUUCAAGGUGGCCAUAUUGAAACUUACCACAAAGACUCGCAAUCUCCUAGAAUCAUUAAAGCAGAUACCCUAUUUUCCAAAAAAGCGGAAAAUCCUCGUAAGCAGCACAAUGAACUGAAACCAGCUCCUAGAGAGAAACUUGCUUCGGUUACAGAAACUGAAGAGACAUCUCAAUAUAAUUCCCUAUGGAUUGAGAUUUGCAACCCUUCAAGAGAAAUUACAAAUAAUGUUCUUCAAAAGUCACACGUUAGCAGAUGGAGUAAUCUAUUUCCAGACAAAAUCCAGCGUAAAUUGAUAAAAUGGAGAUCAUUCCAAGCACCAGCAGCAUUACCAAUCACGACAGGAGUGUUUCCUAGCCAGAAGCAGCUUCAACUGGAUUACACAUUCCAAAACUACUCGGUGUACUUGAACACUGAAAAUUACUUAGAGUUGAAAACAACUCCAGAGCUUAUGAGGGAAAUGAUUCAAUUGCGAUUGAUGCUGGGGUUUCAAAUUUGUUACGGCGAUCGAGUGAGUAAAGCAGAGGUCGAGAGAAAACCAGCCGGGAACGCCGAAUCCAUUAUCAAGUAUUUCCCGGACGAUAAUUACCUCGGUUCGAGGAUAUACAUGUCCAUGGAUGAUGAAAUCCAUCGUAUAUUUUGUGACUACAAUGGUAACUUGAACGUUCAGCUAUAUCGCAAAACCAUCAAAGAUGAGGAAAAGAAAAUAACUUUAGGGCAACGCAUUAGUCAACCUUAUUUCCCGUUGAUUAGAACAAGAUAUGCCGAUGAUUACUCCCCAUCGCAAGUGGAUGCAAUUGCCAAGUUCCCACAAAAGUAUAAUUGGAAUCAGUUUGACCAGUUUUUAGCUGGGUUUGAUGACGCAUUGGCGGACGACAAGAAGGAAUUUCACAAGAUGAAGUUUGUGGUGAUGCCUACUGAAAUCCCCAAGAAUGCAUACUAUUUGAGUAAUGAGCAUUUGAAUGCCGAGGAAAUAAGAGUUGAAGGUUUAAGGAAAUUGAUAGCGGUUAUCGAAAAGGGCAAGUAUCAAAAAGACCCAUCCAAACCGAAAACUGCAGAUCGCUUCUCCGACGUUAAUUUCUACACUGGUAACCUUUAUGACUUUUUAUCUAACGAAGUCGAAAAUUACGAUCUAACUGGGAACCAGCCAACAUUGAUGAUUCCCGAACAUAUGCGCUUCAACAGGAGUAUCAAGUUUUCCGAAUUGGCGCUGGAGUUGCAAAAUCCACAAUCAGGAUUGAAACUUGUAGACAGAACAUGGCAUUUCAAGAAGCAUUUGCUGUGUUUUAUUGGAAGUGAGCUUGUGACAUGGAUUGUUGAUUGCUUUGAAGAUAUCGACACACGAGAAGCAGCAGUGAAUUAUGGACAGGGUCUUUUGAGCAAAGGGCUAUUCAAGCACGUAGAACUGAGGCAUGGCUUCAUUGAUGGUUAUUACUUUUACGAAUUUGAAGAGGAGUAUUUUGAAAAAACAGACAAGAUUAAUCGAGGUUCUUGGUUUAGCUCUAGCACCAGGAAAGAGGGCUCGGUUACGUCAAAAUCUACCUCCUCGCCAAAAAUACAAGGACAGGAGGGUCUUGUCAAAGUUACCUCUUCCCAGAAUAUUGGUUCAGAAGCAUCCUCUAUGGCUGACUCGACAGGAAAGAGGACUAAGAAAUUCAUCUUGAGUAAAGCGAUAAAGUUUGAUGUUGAUCCAUUGAAAAAAUCCUACAGGCCAGAGUUAAUCACUGUGCAUUAUGAUCGUGUUCAUAAUCCUGAUCAUUGCUACCACAUCCGACUUCAAUGGCUAACGACCACCAACAAGUUCAUCGAGGAUACAAUCAUGGCGUGGUCUAGGCUAUGCGAAAGGCACGGCUUAAAGUUGGUUGAGACGCCCUGGAAGGAAUUGUGCAUGAUACCAAAAUUGAGCCCAUUCCACUCAUUUGUUGAAAUUAAAUUGUCGGUGAAUCCCCUCACUGACGAAGAAUUUGCUGAUUCACGUAUCAUAAACUCAAACAGGUACUACUACCAUUUGUAUUUUUUGAAAAAGAUGAAUUUCUUGCUUGACAAUAGGGCAACCUCGUUUUUCCUGCGGGACAACAUCGAUAUAACUUACAGCUGGGGUAGACCCACUUUCCAGUAUGCGCAAUUCAUACACAUGACUGGGUUCUAUAUUGUUGAAUUGAGGGAUAGUGGCGAUUUCUUCUUGGCGCCUAACAACAUGCAUGUUACUCGGGUUAACUCUUCAAUCUCUCCCUCGGGAGAUUAUGAGUCUAGUUCGAGAACUACCCAUUUGGACUCACAAAAAGUCAUGUUGAACUUUAGAGCGGCCUGUCAAAAUGUUGGGUUUCUCAGAGAGGUAUUUCGUGAAGCCAAGUCAAGCUGGAAAGAGCAGUCUAUAUCACAAAUUACGUAG
Messenger RNA from Lodderomyces margitis, 4410 nucleotides. RefSeq names its product Iml1p (gene IML1). Gene Ontology annotation, biological process: positive regulation of autophagy; intracellular signal transduction; negative regulation of TORC1 signaling. Lineage: Eukaryota; Fungi; Ascomycota; Pichiomycetes; Serinales; Debaryomycetaceae. The coding region runs from base 1 to 4410 and encodes 1469 amino acids. The transcript has a single exon. Gene Ontology annotation, molecular function: GTPase activator activity. Gene Ontology annotation, cellular component: GATOR1 complex. The record is from RefSeq and is a predicted model, not a curated record.